Molecule: messenger RNA, 1413 nt
Organism: Kwoniella shivajii
Lineage: Eukaryota; Fungi; Basidiomycota; Tremellomycetes; Tremellales; Cryptococcaceae
Exons: 5
Coding region: 1-1413 (470 amino acids)
Molecular function (GO): hydrolase activity, acting on ester bonds
Source: RefSeq, a predicted model, not a curated record
AUGUGCUUGCAGCAUGAAGGUGAUCCUUCUGCAAAGAAGAAGAAGUCAAUUAACCGACAAGGUGUUCAACCUCCGAAUUGGGAGGAAAUACCCCUUCCACCCGAUCAUGUACUGAGUCAUCUCACGGAUGCGCACUGUCAUUCUACCGACUUGACUCAUGCGCCUGAAGUAUAUGAUGCUGUCAAAUUAGGUGGAUUGGCGUCUAUGGCUACGGUAGUAGAUGAUCAAGAUCGGACCAAAGCCCUAAGCUCAGAAAGGGGAUGGUGUAAUUCGUCUCAUCCUGAGAAGGGGAAAGGGAGGGAUGGGAAAGGAGUUGGUGUGGUAGCUUGUUUCGGCUAUCAUCCAUGGUUCACACAUCUCUAUACACUCUCCUCGCCAAACUCUAUUCCUUCAAAAGAAGAUCAUUAUUUUUCAUUAUUCCAACCAUCAUCUAAACAUUCUGAUUUACUCAAAUCACUCAUUCCAUAUUUACCCGAUCCAAUCUCGUUCGAACCUUUAUUAGAGAAACUUCGAGAUGAUAUAAGAGGGAGUUUGAAUCAAGGGAGGUUGACUAUGCUAGGUGAAGUUGGAUUGGAUGGAAGUGCGAGGAUGAGAUGGCCUAAAAAAGCCAAACAUCUACAUCCAGACUAUAAAGAUCAGCAUCAACAUCAAGAUCAAAACUCUGGAGCAAAUGUGAAGAGUCUUGUAGAUGAUGGCAAGGAAGGUGGACAUGAACAAAAAGAGGCAGAGGAGGAAGAAGAAGGAGAAGGAGAAGAAGAGUGGAAACGAUUAACUCCAUUCAAAGUACCAAUGUCACAUCAACGAGAAAUAUUAGAUGAACAAAUGGAAAUAGCAAUUGAGUUAGGCGUUAAUAUAAGUUUUCAUAGUGUUUCAUGUGCCGGACCAUCACUCGACGCACUGAUUAGCAUGCGUGAUAAACAUAAGAUGAAUUUCACAAAUAAGAUUAAUGUAGAUUUACAUUCUGCCGGAGGAUGGUCACCUGAAUUUUGGAAACAAGCUGAAAAGAACCUUUUGAACCUAUACGCGUCACCAUCGAUAUUUAUCACAUCCCGCUCACCAUCUGCUUCAUCGUUGAUAGCGUCGAUAUCCAAAGAGCGCUUAUUGGUCGAAUCUGAUUCUCAUGAUGUCAGACUUUCAGAUCGUUUGGUUUGGUCAGCAGCUGAAUGGGUAUCAAGAUGUAAAGGAUGGAAAUUGGAAGGAAGGGACACAAACCCUUCUGACAAUGAUACCAGUGAUGGCAAUAUCCAUACCCAAAAUCGAGUUGCUGAAUGGACCUUGUGCAGAGGAAACGACGACAGUGCAGAAGAGGAAGAGGAAGUCGAUGAACACGGUGACAUUGUACAAAAAGACGUUUGGACAGUAAGGACGCUGGAGAGAAAUUGGGCUAGGUUCAUGGGAUUAGUUGAUGAUUAG